AUAGCGGAGCAGAAAAGUAGAUUGAAGACAGAGGAACAGCAGGGUGGUCGUGCUGGGACGAGAGGUGCACGAGAUCAUGUUGGUGACGCAGCUGCACCAGGCGGUAGUACAACUUCUCACACCGGAAAAAUCGCAGUCGGAACACCAAUUAUCGAGGAGGAUCCUGCUGCAUUGAAAAAUAAACGCCGGCGAAAGAAGAAAAAGAAAAAGCCACUGUUCGAUGCUGAUGGGAAUCCGAUCGUAAGCAACAAUCUAAGUAGGAAAGAGCGCGGGGAGAAGCGGAAACAGGAAGAAAGGCAAGAGGUCUCGGAUCUGUUGCAAGUGCUGUUUCAGCAGAUCAAGGACUGCGGAGCAGGAAGUACAAUUACGAGUCUACAGGAAGACGGUGAAGAUGUAGUUGUACUUCCAACCACAUUGGAGUUCCUGAUACCGCCGAGUAGCGUCGUUGAGACGAGGGCAGCACAAAUUGUAUCUGAAGUGAUUGACGCGAAGCCGACUGCUCCUGUCCUCGCGCCAUCCGGUCUUCUCGCAGCGCCUUCUGGUGAAGACCGGCCCUCCACGUCCACUCCAAAAUCCAUCUACGAUGUCGCACUGUACCAAAUUUUUCGUGUUCUGCGGCGAAAAGCCGGGAGAAAGUGGGGUCAGAAUCUUCAUGCAGUGUUUGCCUUGGCGACGCAGGUAACUGUCUUGGUGGUGGAGGCAUGCCGGACGAAAGCAGCGAGGGGAAAUAGUAACGCCAGUGCCCCUGCUGAGAGUCGUGAUGCCACUAUCACAAAAACGACGACUACGCCAGAUGUAGUGCAUCUUGAUAGCACAAGAAGAGAGCAGUUUCUGUUGCAGAAGAAGGUUCUUCUGAAUGCCGACCUCUCGAGGGAAAUCACACAGUGGCUCGGCUUGCUGCGAGAAGAAAGGGCGCUGUUUUUGGGACGCGGCAAGGACAAAAAUAACGGAAAGAUGAACUACAGGCAGGGAAAUACCAGCAAAAGUAGGGGCACCGGGAAAAACCAGAAGAACGGCGCGACGUCGCACGGCGACGCGACCACUGCUCAGGAAGAUGUCGGGGGGAAAAAUUCGUGGACGGGGCGUCCUGGUCCAAAGGAACAAUCAAAAGCGAACUGGAACGGAAAAGAGGGAAAAUUCUUGUCCAAAAGUAGUCACGGCGGAGCGGGCGCGAAGAACAAAGGUGGAGGUAGCGGUUCGAUGAGCAAGUACCACACUACAUCUGGAUGGGAGCAGAGCCAGGGCCAAAAACAGCACGGCAAAUACAAAAACGGAAGUGGUAAGAUGAACGAGUGGUGGCACGACGAUUACGAACAAGAUACAGCCGGGCAUCAGUACAGCACAGAGCAGGGGACAUCACGGAAGGGCAAGGGCCAGCACGCUGCGAAAUUUUACAGUGGAUUCAACAAGCAUCAAGACUAUGACGCUCACUCUCACAGCAAGAGCACGUUUGUGGACCCGACGCAAAGCUUCAAUUACGAUGCAGGAGCUGCUGGUCAUCGAAUGCAGGGUCGUGCGCAUGCGACUUAUAAAGGAGAGGCGUCAUCAAAGGCAAACCAGGAAAAUGUCUCUGCCGACAAUGUGAGACAUACUGAGACCAACAAGGGAAGACAGUCUGGAAAGAAUUUUUCCUACGCCGCAUUUUCUUCAGCCAGCUACAGCGAUGGCACAGAAGUCGCACAAAGCAGUGCCAACAUUUCUUCCAGCUGGCACGACGAGAACGCGCACAACUCGCCCGAAGAAAUCGAAACUUGCUUCCGUCUUGUUUUCCAAACACUUCCCGCCCUCGCCUCCAUUCCAGAACAGGAGUUACAGGAUAGAAAGAAGCAGCUGCAAUCCGCUGUGAAUUCGGAGGACUUCGUGCAGGCGGCGGUGUUGAAGGAAGAGGUGACUGAAUUGAGGGAAAAAGCAGCUGACAUCACAAAUUUAGUCAAUAUUUACGCGCUGAAACCCUUGGAAGACGAAAUCGAGAACUUGGCGACCGGCAGCAACAGUAAAACUGAGUUCUUUACGACAAAAGACGACCUAGCGCGGUUGUUUGACUCGUUGGCACAGCAUUUGAAACUUUUGGAGAAGUUUGUGCAAACGAAUUUCGGCCUACUUGAAGGUGGUCGAGCGCCGGCCCCCGAAGUACUACGCUCGGUUGAGCAUUAUCAACCUCUUCCUGGCAGGAGCUCCUCCGCGGGCACUAGAACUACUCCGAUAUCGGCGAAAGAAGCCGACCUUCGGCGGAGGCUCGGCGGAGCGAUCGUGGCGGGAGGCCAGCGAGUGUUGAGCACGACUUUGGACGAGAACAGCGCCAGCCAAUUCGGUUCGCUUUCCACCUCGACGGGGAAAAAUGCAGUAGGUGGAAAACAAGGGUCUGGUGGCAGGAAAAGCAACCAGCCACAGUCUUCAACUUCCUCGCAGCGAAACUCCAAUUACGCGUUGGAAGAGCGCCUGCAAAAGCACCGUGAGUUCUUUGCGGUGUUUCAGUCAGAGGAGGAACAGAUUGGAAAAGUGAAUCCGGGGAAUAAAGCGAAAGGCAACAAGGGCUCAUCAUCAUCUUCGAAAGCGCCUGUGUCGUACGCUAGCAUGGUUGUAGCAGCCGACAAUAAAAAGCAGAAGGACCUCCACGCCGGUCGUCGUGUCGAAGAAGACACCGAAGUUCAUGAGGUUACCAGCUACAUGACGAAGAAGAGACCGAAGUUCAUGAAGCUCUCGCUCAUCCUUCCCGCCCCGGGCGAGGGGUGGGAGUGGCGGGCGGCUGCUCCGCACGUGGGACGACGAGACGCACUGGCCCGCAUCGCGACCUCCGCAGCGUAUCUGAGCUACGGCGUGCCGAAUCUGAACGUCGCGGACAUUGUUUUCGUCUUCGAGGACGGAAGCUUUUUGACGUUUCAACCGAAAGAUCUGGUCAGGAGCGUGCCGAUACCCUGCGAGAAAAAGUUGAUCGAGUAUUUAGCGAAGGUAGGACGAGUUGUUGGUGCGCAAACUACGAAUUUUUCCAAUUCGACGCGAAACAAGAAAAGCAGUGAAGAUGGUGCAAAGCAAACUACUCCUUCGCCGCCAUCCUCAACUACUAACGCGGGCUUAACCACUGCGUUGAGAAACUUGAUUGAUUCCACCACCUCCGCGAGCAGUAGAGCAACCUCGAGUACCAGUAGCUUCUGUUCCCUUUUUCUCGACGAGAAUAGUUGUAACCUUCCGUCGCUUUCGACCAUGGCCCUGGCGGACGAAAAUCUGGUUCUCCGUGCGCUACAGCAGGUGGAAGAACAACAAACGCGCGUGUACAAGAACGAGGACACACACGGAUCAAAGGGGAAGGAUAAGGCAAGGAAGUUCAAAUCUUCUCCCUCGUCCGUGAACAAUUCCUCAGCUAUCCGAAAUUUCGACCACUGCCUGGUUUUCCUGGGCGCCGUGCGGGACAUCACGAGUAGCGAGAAAAAAGAGUGCAAGGCUGUGCUGCAGGAGCACAAGAUUCCCUGGGUGAUCGCGCGGCUAGGCACCCAGGCGGAAUUCACGUCCAAAAUCGUCGACAUUCUCCUCGCUUACAAUGCCUACGGAAAGCUGGCGAACGGCAUUCGCAAUAUGCACGUGUGGAACAGCAGCACAGCGGGACUACAACUUGUAAGUGGAGGGAGUGCUGGUGUACGCUCGAGUAGUAAGAGCUCCUCUGCCUCCACGACCUCCACCUGGGACCAGCUUUUGUUGGGCUACAACGCAGGAGGUGGAGCAACCUCAUCAUUUGUUGCCAGUAGGGGCAAUAAAGACGGUACUGGUAAAAAACCGUCUCGCCAACUACACGGUCGUAAAGGCAAAGGAGCGAAGCAGCAAAGUGGCACACCAGAAGAUGUUGAUGACUCGUCGUCGGGCACCAGUGCUCCUCCUUCCCUCUCCUUUGUUCUAGGUUGGAUGGACCUGAAGACGCAAGAGGACGCGGUGUAUUACAUCCACCGCGCUUGUGUUAUGGCGUUCUCAACUGUUACAUUCUCAACUGUUACAUGGAUUUGUCAUGCAAAAGCACCACUAUCAUCCUCACGAUCAAGCUGCUCCGCAUGACAAAUCUGCGGAGGGCUAAAUAGCACUAUAAUCCUUCCCAAAUCUGUAAUGCAAAAGGCGCAAUCUUCCUCUCCUCCUUUCACUAUUGCCCUUCUUGCAUUACAAAUUCGUGUAACAGUUGAGAAUGUAACAUUUGAGAACGCCAUAUGUGUCUCGCACCUGUGGCGCUCCCACGGGAUGAAUGAAAAGGCAAACGCGGUCUCGUUUCUGCUGCCGGAACAGUUCUCGAGAAAUCGAGUUGCAACUACUAGUGAAGAACAGGCGGGAAAUAACUACAAAGCGGUCAACAACACGUCAUCACGGCACCUCCUCGCCAUCUACCCGAAAAUCGUGACCAACAUGAACCGGCAGCACCGCGCGGCCCCCACGGAGGGGAAUUUGUUCCUGAUGCUGUACGCCUUUUUCCGGAGUCGAGGGGAGGCCCUGCAGAGUUUGCGGACGCGCUUCGCAGCCCCGUUCGAGAACAACUGGAUUGCGAUGCGGGGCAAGUGGGAAAACAAAGCAAUCGAACUGGAGGUGGAUGACGAAAUAGUCGAAGUGGUGGAGGAGAAAGAGUUUCUGGAGAGGGCAAGCAAGGGGCGAGAUGAGAGGAAAGUAAUAGGCGAUAAAAGCAGCGCAGGCUCCAAGAAUUCCUCCGCGAAUUACAUGAUGAAAACUACUCUGGUGCUGCAACUACAACUGGGAGACCAGCACAAAACCAGCGUAACGUCUAGCAAACUCACCACCCGAGAGGAAACUACACACGAUGGUGAACACAACCAAGUAUCUUCGGAGAUAUUGACGCUGGACCCUUCGGUCUUAUUAGCAGGAGGAGGUGGAGGCGGAAAAGCAAGAGCGGCAUCUUCUGAAGUGGAUGAUCCCGCUACUUCCGCGGUAUUCGCUUCCGUCGACAAGGUCGUGAUCGUCUUGCAGACGAUACAAAGGGAGGUGACAUUUCCAACGUUUGCUGUGACUUCUGCUCCAGGAGCUGGAAGUGUUUAUUUCGACACGGAAGUUGUUUUACAUGAGUCAGAAGACCACGAACAGGAUCCUGCAAGUACAACUUCCAGCAGAAGUGGUAGGAUAGUGAAGACCGUGAAGAACCUUCGCAUGCCCUUGAUGUCGCACCACGCGGCCAUUGCGCUGUUGAAUAGUUGGCACCAGGAGAAUCUGCUACUGCCGGCCUUGGAGAAAAUGUUGAAAAACUCCACUUAGAGGAUAGACUACGUCGCACUCCUUAGUAUUUUAGCGCCCGAUAAGUGACGAAGUGACCACGAGACCGUGACAUGACUUCCACACGACGACAACCAGGCAUAGCGACUCAAUCCGAAAAUUUAAAUUUAAACGUUUUCAUCAUUAUAGUGAAACAU
Amoebophrya sp. A120 is the source of this 5390-nucleotide messenger RNA. NCBI's taxonomy places the organism in Eukaryota, Dinophyceae, Syndiniales, Amoebophryaceae. The record is from the annotation of a GenBank genome assembly.